Erinaceus europaeus (western European hedgehog) is the source of this 1078-nucleotide messenger RNA. Its product is annotated as vomeronasal type-1 receptor 4-like. Gene Ontology annotation, molecular function: pheromone receptor activity. Gene Ontology annotation, cellular component: membrane. Bases 1 to 1002 code for a protein of 333 amino acids. Gene Ontology annotation, biological process: G protein-coupled receptor signaling pathway. The record is from RefSeq and is a predicted model, not a curated record. The transcript has a single exon. Lineage: Eukaryota; Metazoa; Chordata; Mammalia; Eulipotyphla; Erinaceidae.
AUGGGAAACACACAAAACAACAGGACAUUGCUCAGGGACUCAACAGGAUCACUCUUGCUAACACAGACUGUCAUAGGAAUCCUGGGAAAUUUCUCUCUUCUUUAUCACUACCUCUCUCUUUACCAUAUUCAUCACAGGUUGAGAGACACAGACUUGAUUCUCAUACACAUGACACUCGCCAAUUCCUUGACCAUUCUCUCCAAAGCAGUUCCCAAGACAAUGGGAGCAUUGGGGUUGAAGGAUUUCAUCAGUGACUUUGGAUGCAAAAUAAUUUUUUAUUUUGAGAGAGUGGCCAGGGGGCAGUCUAUUGGCACCACCUGCCUCUUGAGUGUCUACCAGACCAUCAUGAUCAGCCCCAUGAACUCCUGCUGGAAGGAGCUGAAAGUCAGAGCUCCAAAAUAUGUUGGCUGCUCCCUUUCCCUCUGCUGGAUCCUGUACAUCUUGGUCAAUUUCAUUUUUCCUACAUAUGUGUCAUCUGUGUCUGUCAUAUGGGGCAGCAAAGACAUCAAAGAGAAAACAGAUUUGAAAUAUUGUUCUACUGUGGAUCACAACAAAAUUUUGGGCUCACUAUACAUGGCCCUAGUAGUAUUCCCUGAGGUUUUGUUUUCUGUGCUCAUCAUCUGGUCCAGUGGCUCCAUGGUUUUCAUCCUGUUCAGGCACAAACACCGGGUCCAGCACAUUCGCAGGACUAACCUUUCCCCCAGAUCCUCAGCUGAGUCCAGAGCCACACAAAGCAUCCUUCUUCUGCUGAGCACCUUUGUAUUUUUCCACACCCUUUCCUCCAUGUUAAGCAUUUACUUGGCUCUUUAUCAGAAUUCAAACAAAUGGCUGGUGAAGAUCACAAAUCUAAUUUCUCUGGGUUUUCCCUCUGUGAGCCCCUUUCUUCUCAUGAGCCGUGAGUCCACUCUAUGCAGGGUCUUCUCUGCCUGCAUCAGAACUAGGAAAUCCCUUGCUCUUAUGAGAAACAUGUACGUGAUAGGUUUGUGCACAAUCCUCAUUUGAUUAUUCACUUUUCAUUCUCAAACAAUGGAGUUUUAAGGAUAAGUGAGUUAUUCUGAAGCAGACCCUAGAAGCACUG